UAUUUUUUAUUAUUUAACUAUUUAACUAUUUUGUUAUUGCACUGCACUGGACUGCACUGCACUGGCAGUUGAACUGCACUGAACUGCAUUGAACCGAAUUAAACAAAAAAAAAGAAAUCAAAACAAAUUUUAAAAACUGCAUUGACACUGUUUGCAGAUGUACUGUUAUUAAAGUUUGUUAAAAACAUAAUUUUGUAUUGUUUUUUUGUUAAAUCCGAAGGAAAAAAUAUUAAAUCCGAGAAAUUCGAAAACAGGAAAAUUCAAAUCCGAAAACAGGAAAAGAUAAAACGAAUUUCAUAGGGCCCUAGAAUACAGUCACGAUCUAAAAUAUUCAGCAUAGAACAAAAUGAUAAAGAUAUGAUCCACACAGGCCUAACCAAGCCACAAAAGACACAGUAGUCCUAAGUAGCACUGUAGUCCCCUUCCCUUCACACAAUUUCUAGGGCUGUCUUGGUUGAAAAUGAAAAAUACACACACGCACACUUACCUGAACUAGUCUAUAAUGCAUUUGCCCUUUGAUAAACCAAAUUUAAUUUUAACAAUUAGUACAGCUAUCAGUGCUAUUAGUAGUCAGAUUAUGUAGGAAUUUAAGUAUCAUAUUUUGAUAUUAUAAUAACGGAUUAGUCUUGUUAAUAUGGUAGAGUCUUACAUCAAGUUGAUACUUGAUAGUAUAUAUGCCUGCACACACGGCUAUGGGAAAACGUAUGCUGAAACCGCCUUAAUUUUGAAUUAAAUAAUCAGCAGUAUGCUUUUUUCAUUGUAGAUGGCUGCACAAAGACCUAAAAGCGUAGUGUAGAGUCACCCAACCAUCACCAGGGAAGGCGGUGUGCAACACAUGCCAAGAAAGUGUCAGUAUGGGAGCAGCAAUUACAAAAACUAAAAAUACUUCAAAUAUUUGGGCUCAUCUAAGGAUUCAUCACCCUGCAUUGCAUGAUGCAGCACAGAAGAAAAGAGAAACUUCGGAGAAAACGACUCAACCUCAGCCUACAAUACAGCAAAUGUUUCAGAGACAAACAAGGUGGCCAAAUACAGAUGGCAAAUCAAAACAUUUGGACAAAGUGAUCACAGAGAUGAUUGUUAGUGACAACCAACCUUUCACAGUGGUGUCUGAUGCUGGCUUCAAGCGCCUCAUGGCUGUAGCUGAACCAAGAUACACACUGAAAAGCGAAAAGUAUUACCGCACAGAAAUGAUGGAAGGUAUUCACCACAAGGUUGUAGAGAAGAUAAAGGCUCUGGUCCAACCAGAGAAUGCCGGCCACUCACUCUCUUUCACAACUGACUGCUGGUCUGGGACAACAGAAUCACUUAUGAGUCUUACAUGCCACUUCAUUGACAAUGGAUGGACAAGAAAGCAGGUGGUUUUGAAUACAAAAGCGAUGUGUGAGUCCCACACUGGGGAGUAUAUUAGAGAGACAUUCCUGGACAUGCUGGAUGAUUGGAACAUAAGCAAAGACCAUGUGGGGCUUGUACUUCGUGACAGUGGAGCAAAUAUGGUAAAAGGAAUGAGGCUCGCUGAACUGCCAGACCUCAGCUGCACAGCCCACUCGCUACAACUUGUGGUGAACGAUGGCCUGUCAAGCCAAAGAGCAGUCAUCGACGUCAUUGCAAUGCUAAAGAAGUGAGCUACCCACUUCCACCACUCUGUUCUCGCCAAGCAGCAUUUGAAGGAGAUUCAGGAGGACCUUGGCCUACCCAAACACAACAUAAUCCAGACCAACCCAACAAGGUGGAACUCAACGCUCCACCUGCUGCAAAGAAUGCUUGAGCAAAAGCGUGCUCUUAGCAUCUACUCAGGUGAACAUUACAUUACAUUAAUUACAUUACAGGCAUUUAGCAGACGCUCUUAUCCAGAGCG
Anguilla anguilla (European eel) is the source of this 1855-nucleotide messenger RNA. RefSeq names its product zinc finger BED domain-containing protein 4-like. Bases 855 to 1622 code for a protein of 255 amino acids. NCBI's taxonomy places the organism in Eukaryota, Metazoa, Chordata, Actinopteri, Anguilliformes, Anguillidae. The transcript has a single exon. The record is from RefSeq and is a predicted model, not a curated record.